CAGAAAAAUACUGAACGCACGUCGACAUUUUAUCAACAAUAAUGGCUGCGACAACGUGCAUAUGGUUUGGUGUAAUCACUGAUGUUAUAACCGGUUUAUGGGUCUAUUUGGGGCGAGAGCUUCCCUUUAAGACCCUGUCGUAUGCCAUGUUCUUUCCCACCAUUAUUGCCUUCCUAUUCGUAGACAAUAUCUUCGAUUUUGUUAUCCGGGUUAGUGGAGUGGAACAGAUCGGUGUCUCGUUGUUGUACGGGUUUCUGGCUGGACCUAUUUCUGUCGGUAUAGUAGGCAUCUGUGCGACUGCCGUAGUAUUCCUGGGCUGGGGUGUUAGAACUAAUUUUAAACAAGAGGGGCAUAAUAAUGUAUUUGCUCCAGCAUUUAUGCGAGCUGCUGGAGAAGAAAUAGGCUGGCGAUGUUUUAUGUUACCCUGUCUGAUGUCUUAUUACUCACCAGGGGUCGCCUUACUGAUAUCAGGGAUAAUUUGGGGCUUUUUUCAUGUACCAGUUUUAAUACUUCUAACCGGUAAAAUGCAACCACCUAAACCUUAUAUAACAGUAUUAGUACAAUGUAUAGCAUGUGUAUUAUCAGCUUUCCCACAUGGAUGGAUAGCUAUUAAAUCAGGAUAUUCUCUGUGGGCUAGUACUAUGAUGCAUGCAGCAUGGAAUAGAUUCAACCCGGCCGUAUUAGGCAGUAUAUAUACCCAGCAACCAGGUUACAUUGAAGGAGAUCAGUGGUUAAUAAACGGUGAAGGAUUGAUUGGAUGUAUUGUUAUGUUGCCUGUAGCUGCUUUUACUCUAUGGGAUCUGAGUUCUUAUUAAAUUAGACAUAACAAUUUGCGCGUGUCAAUUCAUGUUCAGAGUUUGGAUGAUGUUCUCGGA
Molecule: messenger RNA, 875 nt
Organism: Patella vulgata (common limpet)
Lineage: Eukaryota; Metazoa; Mollusca; Gastropoda; Patellidae
Exons: 5
Coding region: 42-815 (257 amino acids)
Biological process (GO): CAAX-box protein processing
Cellular component (GO): membrane
Molecular function (GO): metalloendopeptidase activity
Source: RefSeq, a predicted model, not a curated record